Messenger RNA from Cryptomeria japonica (Japanese cedar), 3621 nucleotides. Its product is annotated as disease resistance protein RPV1-like. The transcript is spliced from 7 exons. Lineage: Eukaryota; Viridiplantae; Streptophyta; Pinopsida; Cupressales; Cupressaceae. Gene Ontology annotation, biological process: signal transduction; defense response. Gene Ontology annotation, molecular function: ADP binding. Bases 1 to 3621 code for a protein of 1206 amino acids. The record is from RefSeq and is a predicted model, not a curated record.
AUGACGCGGUAUGAUACCCACAGGCUACACGUCGUAAAUACUCUCAUAGCACCACAACGUACCGGCCGGCUGUGUACCGUGGGGGCCACCCACAACAUAAAAUGCGGAAUUCCAUUUUCUGACUAUCUAGUUCGCCUCUACGGCAUUGAAGGCUUUAGUUUCUUUUCCUUUGUUUAUUUUUGUGGCAUUCAUUACUCUGUUAAAGUUUGUGAUGUUCUUAUGGAAGAAGCGUUUCCACCCUACCAUGUUUUUAUUAAUCAUAGAGGACCUGAUGUCAAGAAAACUCUUGCCAGCCUAAUCUAUCACCGUCUGGAAGCCCAUGGUUUGAGGGUGUUUCUCGAUCAACAGGAAUUGCAAGUGGGAGAUUCCUUAACCCCUGCAAUUAAAUCUGCUAUUUCUACUGCCCCGGUUCAGAUCGCUAUUUUUUCCAAAACAUAUGCAAAAUCCGCUUGGUGUUUGAAUGAGCUGGUAUGGAUGUUUGAUUCAAAUUCUAGUAUAAUUAUCCCCGUCUUUUAUGACAUUCAACUUUCAGACCUUCGCUACGUUAAGAAGGGAGCAUAUGCCCGCGCCUUCAAGAAACAUAGAAGGGAGGGCAGGGUUACCACACAACAAGUGGACAGUUGGAUAAGCGCCCUCAAUAAAGUCUCUGGCAUUUCUGGUGUGGUGAUCAGCACAGAGAAAGAUGACCUUGGAGAGCGCUUGGAAAAAAUUGUGGAGGUUGUGUUAAAAGAGGUGAGAAGAGAAGAUCUGGAUGUGGGUAAAUACCCUGUGGGACUCCGUCAAGCGGCACAGGAUUUUGAAAGGGAGGUUUUGAAUCCAGGUGAAAUAAGAGGAGUCAAGGUUGUGGGUAUUGUAGGACUUGGUGGAUCAGGAAAGUCAACUCUGGUUACUCAUCUCUACAACUCCAAGCGUACCCAAUUCCAGAGAUGUUGUUUCUUAUCUGAGGUAAGCAAAAGCGAUUUACCCUCUCUGCAGCAAACUCUGCUUAGGGAUCUGCUCUGUGAUCAGAAAUUGGGUUUUCAGGGUUCGCUUAGAGGGAGGAGCAUGCUUCGAGAUCGUCUGCGAGGGUUGAGACGUGUUUUGAUUGUUUUUGAUGAUUUAGAUAAUGCAGAACAAAUAGAGAAUCUGUUAUUUGUAAAGGAUGUAGUUGGGGAUGGCAGUCUGAUUUUGGUGACAUCUAGAGACCAAACUUUGCUUGUGAGUUGUAAUAUAGAAAUAUACAAUGUUAAAUUAUUAGAUUCAGAAGAUGGCCAAGAGUUGUUCUGUUGGCACGCUUUUGGUCACUCUGAACCAGUAGACGAUUUGCAAGAUAUGAUUGAAGAGUUGGUUGGAAUGUGUAGUGGGUUUCCUUUGGCUUUGAAAGUUUUAGCGGGACAGCUCCAUGAUGAACGUGAUCCAAGGAAAUGGAAGAAGGAAUUGGAAAGCCUUCGUGAACGACUGCCGAAUAAGUUAUUAGAGCAGAUAGUAAAGAAUAGCUAUGAAUCUCUUGACAUUAUAGAGAGAGAGGCGUUUUUAGACAUUGCCCAUUUCUUAAUUGGAGAAGAAGCGGAUCUGGUGGAGAGGGUUUUGGAUGGAUUGAAUGGUAGCGGCUCUCAAUGCCUUCAGAGGCUCCGUCUUAAAUGCCUCGUGGAGUUUGAAAGUGCAGACAUAAUUCUUCUCAAGGGUAAAUUCUUCAGUCGGAGCAUAGGAUUUUGGAGAAGACCGAAGGGAAGUUUGGAAAUAAGAAUGAACGAUUUAGUGAGGGACUUGGCAAUACAAAUCGGCAGAAAGGAGUCACCCCUUCGCCUUUGCUGCAGAAAUUAUACAAUGAUCCCCACACGACUAACUGAUCCUCCUUCGCAGCUGCGUGAGUUGACAGUCGCCUGCGCAGGAGACUAUCAAAUGUACAGUCCAUGGACAGCUGGUCCUUCAACACCUGGUUUCAAGAGACUCUCAAAGGCUUCGGAUUCAUUGGUAUCUCCAAUUCCUUCAAAGGCUUCGGAUUCAUUGAAACCUCUAACUCCUUCAGAUACUUCUGAGUCAUUUCAGCUUCAAUUAAUUUUUGGACAUUGGUUUGAGGGGUGGUUAGGAAAGCUGAAAGUUUUGAAUUUGGGCAAAAUAGUUUUACAAAAUGUUCAAGGCCUCCAAACACUUCCAAUUAAGUUUGAGGAAGUAAGAAACCUCAGACAUUUAGAUCUUUCUGGCUGCAGCGAUUUGGAGGUUUUGCCAGAUUCUUUUGCUGAAGAAUUAUUGCAACUUCAAUAUUUAGCAUUGACAGAUUGCAGGAAGCUCACUCUCCAAAGUUUGGGAAAAAUCUCCACGCUUGAGUACCUCGACUAUGAGGGUUGCUCUAUGCUGGAUGAAUUGCCUAGGGGAACGGAGGUUCAAAAGUCCUUAAAGUAUUUAAAUGUGCUCCGUACUAAGCUGACGAAAUUGCCUCAGGAUCUACAACAGCUGGGAAAUCUGGAAGAACUACAUAUAGGGAGCUCAAAUUUGACCGAGUUACCAUCUUCUCUAUAUACUUUGAACAGUUUAACAGACUUGACCCUGUUAGGAUGCACAAAUCUACUUUUCAUUGACAACUCUAUUGUAACGUUGUUGCAUUUGGAAAGGUUUACAAUACAUAAUUGCGGAGUGAAAGCAUUACCAGAAAGAAUUGCAUGGAUGGAUAUGAAAAUUUUGGAUGUUCAAGAUUGUCCACUUAGUUCCAAUCACUUAACGAUAGGAGGGGAUUCAGGAAAUAUGCGGCCAGGUAGUUCUCAGGCGCAGGGAAGCAUCGAUCACAAUCGCUCAAGUUGUUUGACAAAUCUGAUUAUAAGAAACAGCCACAUUUUAGGGAUAGAUAUUCCUGGGGCCAAAAGUCUUUUUCCCAAGCUUGAAAUUGUUGAUCUGUCCAGAAAUGACUAUUUGAGAGAGAUAGGUAGGUUACCAGACAGUUUGAUAAACCUGAACCUGAUAAACUGUUUUUCUUUGAGAACGCUGGCAUGCUUCUCUAAUUUGGCAGGACUUAAAGUUCUUGAUAUAAGUGGAUGUGUUGAACUAGAAACACUUGAUGUGGAAGGUCUCAGCUCAAUAGAAGUAAUUAUAGGCGACAGGUGUUGGAAAAUACAGAGCAUUGAGAGCCUGGAGCAGUUGCAAAAGUUGUCUUAUUUUCAGAUAUCAGUCCAUAGUUUGCCCAGACCCAGUUGCACUGACAUCAUGACUUGUGCUCGCAAUAUAUCAACAGCUAUCCUUUCCGGAACAACCUCGAAAAUGGAGGACGUUGAUGAAAUGGACAGAGUUGCAAGCAGAUUUAAAGGUGUUGAAGUGUGGAGGCUUUUAGAGAGGGAUCAGUUGGAGCUUAAGGAGAAGCCGAAAGGUGCCGUUUUUCUAUACCUUAUAACGGAUCCGUUAACCAAAAUUGAAGUGACAUUCUUUGGCCAUGUUUACACCGCCCAAUCUUCUGGCUCUAAUUAUCCAGUACAUAUACUGAUGUGGACAGAAGAUUCCGAGGCGUAUAAAGAUUUUAAAUCCUCUAGUGAUAAGGCACAAGAUUUUAGUUUGUUGAAGGCACAAAUGAAAAAAGGAUGGAUGGUGCAAGCCGAAAAUUCAGAGGUUUGUAAGCAGUUCAUAGGACAUCUCUUCUUUGAGGGUUACAUAUGA